AUAAACUCCUUUAUAUGAUAAAGUUUCUUACACAUUUACUUUUGUUACUUGCUGAAGACUUAACAGAUGUAUGCAAUUUUCAUUGAAAUAUAAACCAUGAUUUUAUAUAGAAAAUUAAGGGAAAUAACUCUUAUUGAAUAUUAUCGAAAAAAUUUCCGUCAAUAUUCGGAAGAUUGCCGGAAAUUCCCGAGAAGUUGCUAUUCAAAGUAACCAUUCGGAACACUCAAUCCGUUGUAUUACCACUAACAGGUUACAAACGAGGAUUACCGAAUAUCUUGUUAUCAUCCGGGUUCCCUGUAAAUUUCCCGCGUGAAAAAAAAUUGUACGACUGGUAGUAAGAGAGCUUAAGAUGGCAACGAAGAGGAAAUACAACGACGAAGACGGGCAAAACUCGUGCACAGGAUACAUCCACGAUGUAUCGCCUAUCAAAAGGAGCAAGGCUAACAAUCCCUACUUUGAAGGGACCAUCCAAACAGCGGAUCGCCAAUAUCAACGCCUGGUUUGCUUCGACACCAACAAACAUGGGACCCUACAAGCGGCGGCCACAUCUAAAACGCCACUCAAACUUAGCAGUAUCAAACAAUCACCAAGCCGGGCUGAUUCCACUAAGUCCGAUGUAGUUAUAAACCAGUCAUCAACACUUGAACUGAAAGUUCGCAAACUCGACUUUGAUCACUACGCAAUGAAAAAACAAACUGGAACAACACCAACGCCAAUCAAAACAAUUGUUGAACAGAUCCCUGAAUACAACAAGGUGACCAUCGCUGGUAAAGUCGCAUCUAUCGGUGAGCCAAUCAAACAAGAAGUUCGUGGACUAAACAUGACCAAGCAAGAUGUAAUAAUAGCAGACCAAACAGACUUUAUCAAUUUGACGGUGUGGAACAAUAUGGUAGACAGCUUGCUCCAUAAUCACCACUAUAUACUAACUAAUCUGACCACCAGGAACUUUAACAACACAAAAACCCUGACAACGACAGUAUCCACCACAGUCCAAGAACUUGAAGAAGUACCAACUGACUUGAAGAAUGUCGUUAACGUUGACAUGGACUUGGCCCCAGUUUCCCAAAAAAUAGUGGGAGAAAUUUCACAAGUCAUGAUUGCACAAUCAAAAAUAUGCAAUGCUUGCAAGAAAAAGGUUGGCGACCAAAUGUGCAACGAGCACUCAACCUUCUUCAGGUGCUGCUUUUGCAAUAUGAAGCAAAAAUCUUCUUCUCUGAAGACAUCCAUGAGCGGCACGCUCAAUAUCACCACAGCAGAACCAGAUGGGAAAAGCACCAAAGUUGCUAUAUUCCACAAUGUGUUGAUGGAAUUCUUAAAAGAACUGAACAAAACUGACCUCCUGAACAAUGCUAAUUUGCUUGAAGAAUACCUCUUAGAACUUGAAUCAGUGUCCAUUACUUAUGGCAAAGACAAUGUUGUUCAAAAAAUGCGAACAUGAGGAAUUGAGACUCGCUGUAACAUUUCUCGCUCCUGUGAAAAAUGUCCAUGCCCUGCAUAUUGAUGCCAAAGAGGAUUUUAUUUUAAAUUGUAGUUAGCCGCUAUAGUUCAUUGUAGUUUAAUUUGUUACUAGUCUUAUAGUAGUUUAAUUUGUUACUAGUCUUAUAGUAGUUUAAUUUGUUACUAGUCUUCUACUCUCAAUGGCUACUGAUCAUGAUCCGGACGACCAAUAGUCACAUUUCUCCCAGCUGGGAAUCUUUAAUUAUAAUUACAUUGCCACUUUGAUGAGGCAUUUACUUCAGGAAUAUCUCUCCUAUACAUUAGUGUAUAUUGGAUAAAAUGAGAACCUUGUUGUUUAAACAUUAGCUUGUUGGAAUUUUAGUUUAUAAGUUGUAAUACUUAGUUGUAGUUUAUCAAUUAUAAUACAUAUAUGUACUUCAUUCUUGUAAUAGUUGUGUGCAACAGAUGUUAACAUAUAUUUCUCAUUAGAAAAAUGUGUCCAGACAUAGAUUUACAAUGAAUGCUAACAACGUGAAUGGUUGAAAACUCGGGAAGAUAUAUGAAAUCAUUUCAUUGGAGUUUUAUAUUAGUUUAGUUUAUUUCUUGUAUUAUGUACUCUAAACAGCUGUAUAGGCACAGCCAACUAGUAACAUUUCUCCCGGCUGGGAAAAUGUGCUAAAAUGAAAAACUAGUUCAGUUCAGAAAGAUUUCAGCUAUCAAUAUGGAAAAAGUAACGGAACUUGUUGUUACUUUAAUCAUUUCAUCGUAGUUUUAGUUUAUAUUAAUUACUACACUUUUAGGUUCAAAUCAUUGUUCUGUAUAAGUUUAUAAUCCAAUUUACCUGCAUUACCACAACUUCACCUCAGGAAUUAUACAUUCCUAUCUGAAAACACUAAACCUGUUAUCUUGUUAGUUCAGUAUCUCAUUCAGCUGUAUAUGUGACUACUGUUUCUUUCUUUUUUUUCUCAUUCCUAUUUCUGUUUUUUUUUCUUUUUUUUUUUUCACGAAAAUGAAACCUUGUCUAAAUGUAUUCUCAGAAAUUAUUAAAGGGGUCAUUACUUGUAUAAAGACAUAGUCCAUUGGGGAUGUGAAUAAGACAACUUUUGUCUCGACUUAACAUUGGAGAUGGCCACUACAACCUCUCUUCAAAUUCUGGUUUGAAAACUUUUCGCUACUAUGCAGGUUCUAGUGAACAGAUUUUCAUAAAAAAUAUUUCUAAAGGGAUCUACUAGACAUUACUUUUUGAUAAAUGUCAAAAAAAUCUUCAAAAUUCGUACCAUUUUUAAACCAAUAAAACUUGCAUUUUUUAGGGUCACCUACUCACCUAUAUAUUUUAAUCACCUAUUGUCCAUUUUCUUCCAUCAUGCAUCCGGAAACGAUUAACUUAUCAACUUCUUAAGAAACACUGAACCAAAUAAAAUUAAAUUUAUCAAGAAGCUUACAUGGCCAGAGGUCAACCAAAAUUGUGAACUCCCACAUAUGGUACAAUAAAUUGCUUUGCACAUAUAAAAAGGUCUUGAGGUCCAUUAUGAAAUUUAUGACCCUGGGUUCAUGUUUCCCCAUGGCGAAGGGGGUAAAGUUGUACACACUUGGUUAGAAUUAUCAUUAUAGAAUUUCUUUUGAAUGGUUAGUGUAUAUUGGCACUGAUUGACCUCAGGGACUUGAGGGGCAGGACAAAAAAGGUUCAAAUUAAAUGUGAUUUCAACAAUCAUUCUCUCAAGAACGAAAUAAAUUUGAACCAAAUACUCUUUAUAUAUGAAAGGGUCUUCAUGAUCAGGUGUUUUACCGAUUUCAAGACCAUGCGAAAAAAUUCAAAGUAAACUUUACUAGUUUCUAUAGGAAAAUCAAAUUUUUGACUAUCAUUUGUUUGAUUUCUAUUGGAUAAUUCUAACUUUUGUAACGCCCCUCAAUCCCCCCGCCCCAUUGCUAUCAUUACAAAAGAAAUCUGUCGUUUCUGUGUGAAAGGUUCUGUGCAUUUGUGUACAUCCAAUAAAUAUGAUAUCUCUA
Molecule: messenger RNA, 3444 nt
Organism: Pecten maximus
Lineage: Eukaryota; Metazoa; Mollusca; Bivalvia; Pectinida; Pectinidae
Exons: 2
Coding region: 350-1438 (362 amino acids)
Source: RefSeq, a predicted model, not a curated record